CACAGGACCAGGAGGAAAGGAUAUUAAAGUCAUUCAACGAGUCCUGGAAAAUACUAGAAACAUUAUUUAGACAACACAACAUUAGACAUUAAAAAUGAUAUUUUAAUUAAAAGUCUUUCAACAGGACUUAAUGCUUUGAACAUCAAACCAUAUGCUGGAGUGCCAUUAAAAAUAUUAAUGUGUAAUUAGAAUUCAAAAUACAAAAAUACAUCAUAUAUGGGCUUAUCUGAGAUGUUACGAAGUUCGCCAUCGAAUAAAUGUUUAAUACUCGAUUAAAACUUGACAAAAGUAUGGAAAACAUUACAGGCUAUGCCACAUGUGGCAUGGCCAAUAACGCGGAUGGUGUUAUAGUUAAUGUUGAUGGUGUGAUAAAUAAUGCUGAUUGUGUGAUAAACAAUGCUGAUUGUGUGAUAAAUAAUGCUGAUGGUGUGAUAAAUAAUGACAAAAUUAUGAAAAAAAGUUCUACCUGUUUGGUGAAUAGUGAAACUUUUGGUGAAAACCAUGUUACAAGUGAUUUUCAGAGACUGACGGCGAGUGGCCAAAAAGGAAAACACAUAUGUGAUAUAUGCCAUAGGGCGUUCAAAUGGAAGUGUAUCCUAGUAAAACAUUAUAAAAUACAUACCGGAGAAAAGAACUUCAAAUGUUAUGUUUGUAAUAAAAAAUUUGUACAAAAGGCUUCUCUUAACUUACAUUAUCUUAUUCAUACUGGAGAGAAGAACUUCAAAUGUGAUGUUUGUUAUAAAGCAUUUCAACAAAAGUCUCAUCUUAACGUACAUUAUCGAAUUCAUACUGGAGAAAGGAACUUUAAAUGUGAUGUUUGUUCUAAAACAUUUGCACGAAAGGAUAUACUUAAGAUACAUUACAAAACUCAUACUGGAGAAAAGAACUAUAAAUGUGAUGUUUGUUUUAAAACGUUUGGACUAAAGUUUCAACUGACCCUCCAUUAUAAAGGUCAUACGGGAGAAGAUUAUUUCAAAUGUGAUGUUUGUUCUAAAGCAUUCGCAAGAAAGUUUGAUCUUAAAGCACAUAACAAAAUUCAUACUGGAGAAAAGAAUUUCAAAUGUAAUGUUUGUUUUAAAAUGUUUACAAGAAAGUCUGAUCUUAACUGUCAUUACAAAACUCAUACUGGAGAAAAGAACUUCAAAUGUGAUGUUUGUUCUAAAACAUAUGUAAAAAGAUCUCAUCUAAACGCACAUUACAAGACUCAUACCGGAGAAAAGAACUUCCAAUGUGACGUCUGUUCGAGAACAUUUGCACAAAAGCCUUAUCUUACCGCACAUCAUCUUAUUCAUACUGGAGAAAAGAACUUCAAAUGUGAUGUUUGUUCUAAAACAUUUGCACGAAAGUCUUAUCUUAACGUACAUUACAAAAUCCAUACUGGAGAAAAGAACUUCAAAUGUGAUGUUUGUUCUAAAACAUUUGCACGAAAGUUUGGUCUUAAUGAACAUUACAAAGCUCAUACUGGAGAAAAGAAUUUCAAAUGUGAUGUCUGUUCAAAACCAUUUUCACGAAAGUCUUAUCUUAAGGUACAUUGCAAAACUCAUACUGGAGAAAAGAACUUCAAAUGUGAUAUUUGUUUUAAAACUUUUGCACAAAAAUCUCAACUUAAAAUACAUUACAAAACUCACACUGGGGAAAAGGACUUCGAAUGUGAUAUUUGUUCUAAAACUUUUGCACGAAAAUCUCAACUUGAAAUACAUUACAAAACUCACACUGGGGAAAAGGACUUCAAAUGUGAUGUUUGUUCAAAAACAUUUGCCCAAAAGUCUUAUCUUACCGUACAUCAUCUAAAUCAUACUGGACAAAAGAACUUCAAGUGUGAUGUUUGUUCUAAAUUAUUCGCACAAAGGUCUUACCUUUCCUCACAUUAUCUAAUUCACACUGGAGAAAAGAACUUCAAAUGUGAUGUUUGUUCGAAAACGUUUGCACGAAAGACUGAACUUACGGUACAUUACAAAAUUCAUACAGGAGAAAAGAACUUCAAAUGUGAUAUUUGUUCUAAAUCAUUUGCACAGAAGUCUUAUCUUACCAAACAUAACAAAAUUCAUACAAGAGAAAAGAACUACAAAUGUGAUGUUUGUUCCCAAAAAUUUGCACAGAAGUCUUAUUUAUCCGAACAUAAAAAAAUUCAUACAGGAGAAAAAAUGCCAAAUGUGAUGUUUGUUCUAAAACAUUUGCACAGAAGUCUUAUCUUACCGUACAUUAUCUAACUCAUACAAGAGAAAAGAACUUCAAAUUGUGAUGUUUGUUAAAAAACAUUUACUCAAAAGUCUUAACUUAUAUUACAAACACAGUUGCACACUGUCAUUGUAAUUCACCCUCGCCCUUGCGAGAUGAAUUGAAUGUAAGCCAAUCAGAGAAUUGAAGUACGAUAUAAUUUAUCUUUUGACAGUUUUCGCAAUAUAGUUGCCAUUUUGUUUUCAAAUUGAUGUCUUAUAUACUCAUGUCUUCUUUGACAACACUCGUACGUGUUCUUAUAUACUCAUGUCUUCUUUGACAACACUCGUACGUGUUGCUUGACAAGACACAAUCGACUUUGCUCUGUUGGAA
Owenia fusiformis is the source of this 2550-nucleotide messenger RNA. The record is from the annotation of a GenBank genome assembly. NCBI's taxonomy places the organism in Eukaryota, Metazoa, Annelida, Polychaeta, Sabellida, Oweniidae.